AGGACGUCGACAAGAGAGAAGAGCUCCCAGUCCGUCAGAGAGAAGAAGAAGAAGAGACUCCAUCACACUACUGCUGCAGCAGAAGAAGAAGAAGAAGAAGAAGAAGAAGAAGAAAGAAGAAGAAGAAGAAGAAGAAGAGGAGACAACAUGGUGGCCAAACAGAGGAUCCGCAUGGCGAACGAGAAGCACAGCAAGAACAUCACUCUGAGAGGAAACGUGGCCAAGACGACGAGGAGUGUCUCUGAGGAUAAAGGUGUGGGUCCGUGGCUGCUCGCUCUCUUCAUCUUCGUCGUCUGUGGAUCAGCCAUCUUCCAGAUCAUCCAGAGCAUCAGGAUGGGCAUGUAAUGAUGUCACAGCCAGGGGCGGGGCCAUGGCGGCCUAACGAGGACGACCAACAUGACCCCCCCCCCCCUUGACCACAACGGAAAAUUCCUGAACUCUACCUGACAGGCCCCGCCCCCGGACCACAGG
Messenger RNA from Anoplopoma fimbria (sablefish), 471 nucleotides. RefSeq names its product stress-associated endoplasmic reticulum protein 1 (gene serp1). Lineage: Eukaryota; Metazoa; Chordata; Actinopteri; Perciformes; Anoplopomatidae. Gene Ontology annotation, cellular component: endoplasmic reticulum. The record is from RefSeq and is a predicted model, not a curated record. Gene Ontology annotation, biological process: endoplasmic reticulum unfolded protein response. The transcript is spliced from 3 exons. The coding region runs from base 148 to 345 and encodes 65 amino acids.